Erinaceus europaeus (western European hedgehog) is the source of this 2624-nucleotide messenger RNA. RefSeq names its product Bardet-Biedl syndrome 2 (gene BBS2). Gene Ontology annotation, biological process: non-motile cilium assembly. The transcript is spliced from 17 exons. Lineage: Eukaryota; Metazoa; Chordata; Mammalia; Eulipotyphla; Erinaceidae. Gene Ontology annotation, molecular function: protein binding. Gene Ontology annotation, cellular component: motile cilium; ciliary basal body; membrane. Bases 74 to 2239 code for a protein of 721 amino acids. The record is from RefSeq and is a predicted model, not a curated record.
CCUCACCGCGUGAGGCCGGCUCCGCUGCCACCGCCCCGGGGUGCAGCCCUCAUCCCAUUGAGCUUCCGCCAUCAUGCUGCUGCCCGUGUUCACCCUGAAACUGCGCCACAAAAUCAUCCCCCGCAUGGUGGCCGUCGGGCGCUACGACGGGACUCACCCGUGCUUGACGGCCGCCACCCAAGCCGGCAAGGUUUUUAUUCACAAUCCUCAUCUACGGAGCCAUUAUUCCAGUGCAUCCAGGGUCUCCCAAAGCCCCUUGGAGUCUGAUGUUUCACUUCUCAACAUUAACCAGGCAGUAAGCUGCCUCACUGCAGGAGUAUUGAACCCCGACAUUGGCUGUGAUUCUCUGUUAGUGGGAACACAGACUAAUCUCUUGGCAUAUGAUGUCCACAAUAAUUCAGAUUUGUUCUACAGAGAGGCAAUAGAUGGGGCUAAUGCAGUUGUGCUGGGAACACUGGGAGAUAUUUCCUCUCCUCUGGCGAUCAUUGGUGGAAAUUGUGCUUUGCAGGGUUUUGAUCAUGAAGGAAAUGAUCUGUUCUGGACGGUUACUGGAGAUAAUGUUCGUUCCUUGGCCUUAUGUGACUUUGAUGGUGAUGGGAAGAAAGAGCUUCUUGUUGGAUCAGAGGAUUUUGAUAUUCGAGUUUUUAAAGAAGAUGAGAUUGUGGCAGAAAUGACAGAAACAGAGGUAAUCACCUCUCUUUGCCCAGUGUAUGGCAGUCGAUUUGGUUAUGCCCUUUCCAAUGGCACUGUUGGAGUUUAUGACAAAGCAGCACGAUACUGGAGAAUUAAAUCCAAAAACCAUGCCAUGAGCAUUCAUGCUUUUGACCUUAAUAAUGAUGGAGUUUGUGAACUGGUAACUGGGUGGUCCAAUGGGAAGGUUGAUGCUCGAAGUGACCGAACUGGGGAAGUCAUCUUUAAAGACAACUUUUCUUCUGCAAUUGCUGGUGUGGUAGAGGGAGAUUACCGGAUGGAUGGCCACACACAAUUGAUCUGUUGCUCAGUGGAUGGGGAAAUACGAGGCUACCUGCCAGGCAUGGCUGAGCUGAGAGGGAACUUCAUGGACCCCACUGCAGAGCAGGAACAGAUCCGAGAACUAAGUCAGAAGAAACAGAAUCUGUUGUUGGAACUUCGUAACUAUGAGGAAAAUUCCAAGAUGGCAUUGAAUAGUCCACUGAAUGAGACUGAUGGACAUCGGGGUGUAAUCCCAGCCAAUACCAGGAUUCACACCACCCUCUCAGUCAACCUUGGGAAUGAGGCUCAGGCUGCUCAUGCAGAAUUGUGUAUUUCCACUUCUAAUGACACCAUUAUCCGAGCAGUAUUGAUUUUUGCAGAAGGGAUUUUUCUAGGUGAAAGCCAUGUGGUACACCCCAGCAUUCACAGCCUCUCCAGCUCUGUCUACAUCCCAAUUACGCCUCCCAAAGAUGUCCCUGUGGAUCUGUACUUGAAAACCUUUGUGGGCUACAGAAGCAGCACCCAGUUUCACGUAUUUGAAUUGACCAGACAACUCCCUCGAUUCUGCAUGUAUGCUCUGAUCAACCCAGACUCUGCCACUGAACCAGUGAGUUAUGUUAACUUCAUCAUUGCAGAACGGGCACAGAGGGUUGUUACAUGGCUCAACCAGAAUUUUCUGUUACCAGAUGAUAUUAACACUCAGAAUGCUCCAUUUCAAGUGUGUUUUACAUCUUUGCGGAAUGGUGGCCAGCUGUUUAUAAAAACAAAGCCCAAUGGAGAGAUUACUAUAAAUACUGAUGAUAUUGAUUUGGCUGGUGAUAUCAUCCAGUCGAUGGCAUCAUUUUUUGCUAUUGAAGACCUCCAGGUAGAAGCCAAUUUCCCUCUCUACUUUGAGGAAUUACGAAAAGUGCUGAUUAAGGUGGAUGAAUAUCACUCAGUGCACCAGAAGCUCAGUGCUGACAUGGCUGAUAAUUCUAAUCUGAUUCGAAGUCUGUUAGUCCGAGCUGAGGAUGCUCGUCUCAUGAGGGACAUGAAAACAAUGAAGAGUCGCUAUAUGGAACUUUAUGACCUUAAUAAAGACUUGCUAAACGGAUAUAAAAUUCGCUGUAACAAUCACACAGAGCUAUUGGGAAACCUCAAAGCUGUAAAUCAAGCAAUUCAAAGAGCAGGUCGUCUGCGUGUUGGAAGACCAAAGAACCAAGUGAUCAGUGCCUGUCGGGAUGCAAUUCGAAGCAACAACAUCAACACACUGUUCAGAAUCAUGAGAGUAGGGACAGCUUCUUCUUAGGAAAUGGGUAAUGAAUCAGCAAAUAUCUGUUUCUUAAAAAUCAGGGCUAGUUUGCCUCAGAUCACAUACUGUUGAGACCCACAGUACUGAGAGUGAAAACAACCUUGGUAAGUUUACAAGUGAGAAACAAAGCACUGCAUCUGAAAAGUGUGAUUACUGUUUUAAAUCAAUAGCACCACUACUCAAUAAUACAAAAAUAGUACAUAAUUUUGUAUGGAAGAAAGUGGACAGUUUGGAAACAGAAGGGUUUAGAGUCAGAAUUUUCUGUAUGUAAAGUUAGUGUAUAGAGAACAUCCAUUUUUCUUGAAAUUGUAAUUGAAUUUGUACUUUGAAAACCAUGUACCUAGUUUUCCAUUAAAAUUUAAAGGAAUUGACUGUAAAAUCA